Molecule: messenger RNA, 1053 nt
Organism: Colletotrichum higginsianum IMI 349063
Lineage: Eukaryota; Fungi; Ascomycota; Sordariomycetes; Glomerellales; Glomerellaceae
Exons: 1
Coding region: 1-1053 (350 amino acids)
Source: RefSeq, a predicted model, not a curated record
AUGGCUGUUCAGCUUUCGCCAAUAGGCAAGAUGCCGCUCGAGAUAAUCCACCUUAUCGUUUUUUUCCUGGGACAGUCUACCCCAGACCGAAAGUCUACCCCAUACCUAAAGAACCUUCGUCUAACGUGGAAACCCUUCAAGAAACCCGCAGAAGAGAUACUGUUCCACAGCGUCCAUCUCUCAUUGUUGAUGUUCCAUUUGGAGGCUUUCUGGAUAAUCUCCAAAACCCCUCAUCUCGCCAUCCACGUAAGAGAAAUCGUAUGGUUGGAAAACCGUAGAUACCAGAGCGAUCCGGUCGAAGAAUGGCUCAAAACUCGCCAGCCACCAAUCCCAAAAAAUCAGAUCACACGGGUUCUUGAUUUAUUCUGGGAGGAUGAUGACAUCAUUGACGACUAUGAAGAAGGCUCCGCAAUCCCCGCUCCGGACUUAAUCACCCUCGGUCUCAAACAACUGCCUCGUGUUGCCACAUUUGUCUCGUACGAUAUGGCCGAUUGGCGACUGGAACCCCCCAAAGCAUCCGAUGAAUACAUCUUCGUAGUGGAAGCUCCUUAUGCUACUGAAAUACCCAGCGAGGGCUUUGUCAGAUAUCUUCAGCCAGCAAUGGGACACCCAGAGUCGACAGUAACAAGCUUGGUAUGGAAAGAAACCUUGAAGCCACUGGAGCACCCUUUCAGCCAAGCCGCAUUCGCGGGCUUGACAAGCAUCGACAUCCGAUUCUACGAACUACCGCAAUGGAAAAACAUGGUGGACUGUCUCCAUGCCGCGUCAAAUCUUGAGAAACUUUUUUUGACCUCCGUUCAUGGCCACGGGCGGCAUAUUUUCCAACGGAUUUGUCUUAAACGCUGGAAUUGUCUCACAGUCGUUCGAUUCGAAGGAAUCGGGGUCUCCGAUGAUGGCCUAUUCGACUUUGUCGAGCGCCACUAUACCCUGAACCACUUGGUAGUCGUACGCUGUUCCCUUGGAGUCAAAACCAAACGUCGUAUACAAGAGAUGCAAAGAGGCAUAAAAACGGAGUUCGACGCAGAUGAUGGAGAAAACCAGGUUCAGUCAUGA